Messenger RNA from Molossus molossus (Pallas's mastiff bat), 1856 nucleotides. RefSeq names its product CCZ1 homolog, vacuolar protein trafficking and biogenesis associated (gene CCZ1). Gene Ontology annotation, biological process: vesicle-mediated transport. The record is from RefSeq and is a predicted model, not a curated record. Lineage: Eukaryota; Metazoa; Chordata; Mammalia; Chiroptera; Molossidae. Gene Ontology annotation, cellular component: intracellular membrane-bounded organelle; Mon1-Ccz1 complex. The transcript is spliced from 16 exons. Bases 1 to 1587 code for a protein of 528 amino acids.
AUGGCGGCAGCGGCGGCCGGGGCCGCGGCGGCCCAGGAGAAGCAGUUUCCGCCGGCUCUGCUGAGCUUCUUCAUCUACAACCCGCGUUUCGGGCCGCGCGAGGGAGAGGAGGAGAAUAAAAUUUUGUUUUAUCACCCAAAUGAAGUAGAGAAGAAUGAAAAAAUUAGAAAUGUCGGGUUAUGUGAAGCUAUUGUACAGUUUACAAGGACCUUUAGUCCAUCAAAACCUGCAAAAUCUUUACAUACACAGAAGAAUAGACAGUUCUUCAAUGAACCAGAAGAAAAUUUCUGGAUGGUCAUGGUUGUUCGGAAUCCUAUCAUUGAAAAGCAAAGUAAAGAUGGAAAACCAGUUAUUGAAUACCAAGAGGAGGAGUUGUUGGACAAGGUUUAUAGUUCAGUGCUCCAACAGUGCUACAGCAUGUACAAGCUUUUUAAUGGUACAUUUCUGAGAUCCAUGGAAGAUGGAGGUGUCAAGCUCCUAAAAGAAAGAUUAGAGAAAUUCUUCCAUCGGUAUUUGCAAACGUUGCAUUUGCAGUCAUGUGAUCUACUCGACAUUUUUGGUGGAAUCAGCUUCUUCCCAUUGGAUAAAAUGACUUAUCUGAAAAUCCAGUCCUUUAUUAAUAGAAUGGAGGAAAGCCUGAGUAUAGUCAAAUAUACUGCCUUUCUCUAUAACGAUCAACUCAUCUGGAGUGGAUUGGAACAAGAUGACAUGAGAAUUUUAUACAAAUACCUCACCACAUCUUUAUUUCCAAGACACAUCGAACCUGAGUUGGCAGGAAGGGAUUCUCCUAUAAGGGCAGAAAUGCCAGGAAAUCUUCAACACUACGGAAGAUUUCUGACUGGACCCUUGAACCUUAAUGACCCAGAAGCAAAAUGCAGAUUCCCCAAAAUCUUUGUAAAUACAGAGGACACUUAUGAAGCCCUCCAUUUAAUCGUUUAUAAGGCCAUGAGUGCCGCCGUGUGCUUCAUGAUUGACGCCUCUGUGCAGCCUACGUUGGACUUUUGCCGAAGACUAGACAGCAUUGUGGGGCCCCAGCUCACUGUGCUGGCAUCUGACAUCUGUGAGCAAUUCAACGUCAACAAAAGAGUGUCUGGGUCGGAGAAAGAACCCCAGUUCAAGUUCAUCUACUUCAACCACAUGAACCUAGCGGAAAAAAGCACAAUCCACAUGCGGAAGACGCCCAGCGUGUCACUGACGUCCGUGCAUCCGGAUUUAAUGAAGAUCCUAGGCGACAUCAACAGUGACUUUACGAGAGUGGACGAAGACGAGGAGAUCAUCGUGAAAGCCAUGAGUGAUUAUUGGGUUGUUGGGAAAAAGUCUGAUCAGCGGGAGCUCUAUGUUAUUUUGAAUCAAAAAAAUGCAAACCUGAUUGAAGUAAAUGUUGUGUGCAUGAAGACCUCAGUGAGAACACAGCUCAGGACAGUGGGAACUGAGUCAAAUCAGGACAGGCCUCUGGAGCCCCUGGCCCACACGUCCAGGUUGCAGCUGGGGUUCUGUGCUCCACAUCCAAGCUCUCGAGAUUUUAGAAGUUGUGCUCCUAACCUUCACCUAAGAGGUCAAGAAACUUUGUGCGACGCAGUUCAAUAACAUAUUCUUCUUGGAUUGACUGCUGAUGGCUCACCGAAGCAUCUUUUAAAAAACAACUCAGCAAACGUUUUGUUUACCACUACAGGUUAUUGGUCAUAUUAUUGACUGGAUGAAUGACAAUAGUAAAGCAAUACUUGCUUUGAAGAAUCAAAUUUCUACUCAGUCUGAUGACCCCCUGAAGUUUUUAGAUUUUAAAUAUUUAUGUGGAAUUACUCGGUGACAUCCCUAUCAUUCCAUUCUUUUGACAUUAUGUGAAUAUUUUACUGGAA